Molecule: messenger RNA, 2352 nt
Organism: Leptosia nina
Lineage: Eukaryota; Metazoa; Arthropoda; Insecta; Lepidoptera; Pieridae
Source: the annotation of a GenBank genome assembly
AUGAUUAUAUUAUACUUGUGGGCUGUAGCUGCCUGCUUCGUGGGCAAUUCAGCGGGGGAAAGAGGGGGCUCUCUAAGAGGAGCCUUGGAAGCUCUACAGAGAAGACAACGUGGUCGUUUACAUAACCAAGGACCUAUCAUAGCUCAAGACUAUGAUGCCUUAUACGAAUUUGUUCCUCCACAGCCAUACGCAGAACCAGAUUACGCAGUGGAUGUAGAAGAUAUCGAGGAUGAACCAUCGCCAAAAUAUAUUGUGAAAUUACUAGACAAUGAUAACCCAUCUGAAGCAUACGAAUACAAAAUAAUCAAAAAGAAGAACUCUGUACGGUCUGCGAAUAAAAAGGAGUCUGCAUUCCGCGAACGAAGUCAGCAUUCUGAUAAUGAUAGACUUCGGGACCUCUUCAUGGAAAGAAAUGAACCACAAGAAAAAGAAGAAAUAAUCCAAGAGCGUCCUGAAAAUGAUGCAGAUUAUGCUAUGCUGUUAGGACAACUCUGGAGCAAAUAUAGAAAUCAUAAAGCUGAGUCUAAUCGAGCCGACAAUGCUCCGCAAGGAGUCGUUAAGUUGUAUAAAGAAAAAGUAGUAAAAAAAAGCUACCCCAAUAGUUGGGGGCCGAUUGCUUUUAAAAGAAAACGUAGUUCUGGAUUCGAGACGGAACAACCUAUAGAGUCGGAUGAAAACAAAAACCUUGAAAGUCAAGAUCAAGAAAAUUCUAAUUACAAUUCAUAUGACGUUUCUGAUGAUGAUAAGGAUGACAUAAGAGAAGAAUACGCUAUAGCAUUCCAGCCAUUGGAUGACGAUAGCUUAUCCGAUCUCGCUGAUGAGGAUCAACUUGCAUACGAAAACAUCGAAAAGCGUUUUCCCGUAACAAAGCGGAGCGGUGGCACAGAAAAUAUGAAUAUGCAAAAGAAACGUUUUGCGUUAAAUAACAACAAUGCUAAGACAUUCCGAAGCGGCGCAGGUACGGACCCGAAAAUUAUCGAAGAUCUUUCAAAAAUCUUUGGCAAUUCUGACUACGAAAUAAUAAAAAAUCCAGUAAAACGUAGUAGCGACCACGCCGAUAUUCUUCACGAUGUAAAACCUCCAAUUUUACAUGACCACGAUAAAAACAGCACUCACAAUAGUUCAAACCCAUUGUUACACGAAGAUGUAAGUCACGAACAUCACGGUCAUCCUCCGGGUGUAUCCGGCAAAGAAAUAGAACAUGACGUAGCUCUACAUGCGCAUGAUCAUGAUCACGACCAUAGCCAUAAUCACGGUCAAAAUGAAUCAGAGAAGCCCAAAGUUGUUAAAAAGAAAUCAGUAGACUGGUCUGACUAUUUUGGGAUCGACAAACGAUUUAAAAAGUCAGCUUCAUUGAGUGAUGAUAGACUGAAAAAGCUCUAUUUUGAUACGUUCAAUAAAGAAGUUAUCUAUCCUGUAAACAGUUUGAGAAACAAUGGUUUUAUAAAACGGAGUUAUGGUCCCCAAACGGUUAACCAGAACACUGCUAAUGCUCCUUUGAAGUUACGUGGCGAUAAAAGAAGCGGCAACGAUGCUGAAUCGAAAUUGGAUAAUUUUGAUAAAAAGUUGAAGAACAUGGAAGGCAUUAUUGUGGACGAAGCCUUACAAUAUUCGAAUAUUGGCCAUGAUGAUUUAGACUCUAAGGAAGAGCAAGAAAUGAAGGAGAAGUUAUUAUCACGUCUAGCAGCAGCGUAUAGUUUAGAAAAAAUGCGAAAGGCUUUAAAAGAAUUUAAACAAAGUUUACAAGUGCAGAAGACAACUCCUAGUUCCCAAUCGACUCCAGAAGCUGACAUGAAAGAUAAAAGAGUCGCUGUCAAGAAGGAAAAAGUGAUAAUGAACAAUGAAAUACCGUCUCAUCUACAAAAUAGCGAAACAAAUGAAGAUUUCGAAGAUGAACAAGGCGCUGGUCACUACAUUAAUGGAAAACUUGAAGAACAACUAUCGGAAGGAUAUAUGGGAGGAAGUGGACGACACCGAUCGCCGGCGAUAUCGACAGUGAGUUCAACUGGUGCCUGCCCAGUCCUUGACAAAAUUGUUAAAAGAUGCCGUGGUGUCGAUUUAUUGGCUGGCGACCGCGGACAAUUAUUCCUUCCUCUGUGCAGUUUGCAUCAAAUAUGUUAUCUUUGUGGCGAAGCACCUCCCACAACGUGCGACUUAGUAUUCCUUUCGGAGGCAGAUUCUUCUUGCGAAGGGGAUAUGAGCUGUCAACGCGCUGCCCGGUCUGCUCUGAUGGCUUUGAGGGAGCUUCACGACAACCUGGCGGACGAAUUGGACGGUGAAUGCGAAGCGAGCCCCUGCCUUCCAGCAACCCUCAAGUUAAACUUAGGCUGGCAAAGAGCUCUACAACGAUAA